Messenger RNA from Mollisia scopiformis, 1319 nucleotides. Its product is annotated as DUF1774-domain-containing protein. NCBI's taxonomy places the organism in Eukaryota, Fungi, Ascomycota, Leotiomycetes, Helotiales, Mollisiaceae. The transcript has 5 exons. Bases 138 to 1010 code for a protein of 290 amino acids. The record is from RefSeq and is a predicted model, not a curated record.
UGCAUAGUGGUUUCGUUGUGACGUCGUUUUCGUGCCAGCUGUCCUUGAGCAACCAUCAAGGUCCUUAAAACUCAAAUUCCCAAAUACACAAACGUCGUACACGAAGCCAAAGGUACCACUCGUACAACAACAUCAAAAUGCCUAUCUCGGACGCCAAUCCUUUCGCCUAUCGCGAGAGCCACAAUGCCCAAGCUGUCUGGACCUACAAGAUCUUGACGAUUCUUACAUGGCUUCUCACAGUCAUCACCAGCAUCUACUAUACCUAUGGCGUCCCUCAGGAUGAUAAAGUGUCCAGGCGAGGCACGAUCUGGGGUCAAAAUAAUCGCUAUCCUACGCCAUUCUCUGUCAAUUCUCUGAUGGCCUCUCUGUACUGGCUCGCCCUCUUCCUCUUUCAGAUCGCCUACCUCUGGCACCUGUUCUCCAAGUCCACUGAGAAGGUUCAGGCUGCUGCUGGAGUCGGAAGCCACUUCAUUUUCAACAACCUCCUACAAUUCGCCUUUGUCAUGCUGUUCGUCCGCGGACAUUUUGUCAUUGCUGAGAUCAUCGUGAUCAUCAACUUCUUCAACCUCUCCUCCCUCUACUUCCGUCAUGCAACGCAUCCUCGAUUGAUCCAUAUUCCAGCCGUAUCUGGACCUUUGGCAUGGACAUUUUUCGCUUUAUACUGGAAUGGAGCCAUCGCUGUCAACGCUCAUUCGCUACCUGCUCGCAUCCUGGCUAAUAUCGCCAUCUGGGGUAUCUUGGUCUAUGGAUGGUUCUUCCUUGUCAUCUACAAGGACUAUACUAUGGGCUUCGCACUUUCCAUUAUCACUGCCUCGCUGGGUGUUCAUCAAUUCUUCAUUAGAGCUAUUGCAUUCCAGUGGAUCUUUGCUUUCACGAUUAUGGCUACCCUUUUCAUCACUACUCUGCUCGUUGCCGUCCCAGGCAUCUUUGGCAAGGAGAUCAGCUUCCGGAGAGAGCAAGAUGUCGUACCAUCCGACCAAGAGAGAGCUCCACUUUUGGACGACGCCUAAGCGAAUCCUGCUUAGUAUUACAAGGGGAGAUGUGCGAAGGUGAGGGAGGACUAGAGACCGUCGAAAAUUGCAUUAAGGGCGAAGAGUGCGUUGGGACGACUUGUUUUUCUGAUUCUUGAUACCACUCCGCUUCUUUCAGUAUGGGGUUUGGGACAAAAAUUCUUUUCUAAGUAAUUGCUUUCCGAUGGAGAUACAAACAAUGGUGUGCAUCUGGGGCCUUGAGGGUAUAUUCGCAGGUUUUGCAGUUUCGCAUGGGGUAUGAUUGAUGAAGAGAUGCUCGACUUUCAAAAAUAAAACGUAAAUUGAAAG